AGCGCGUGUGUGCACGAGAGUGUGUGCGUGUCCCUCACUUCACCGUGUCCAUGUUUUCUGUUGUGUAACUUCUGUUGCAUGCUGUUGUCCCUGUGCCUUUUCGCAUGUGUAUAUUUCUAUUUUGUGUUCUCUGUGUGCGUGUGUGUGUGUGCGUGCACUCAGCUAGUGUUCAUGUGGGGAAACCUCGACCUGGCGUCAGAGAAGAAGAGGGAGGUGCCGGUCCCCUUGCUGCUCCCCGGCCAGGUGGGGGUGGUCAGCGUGGCCUUUGUCGCUCCCGUGAUGGAGGGGACGUACACCUCCCACUGGCGGCUGGCGCACUGCGGGUGUCAGUUCGGCCCGCGCGUGUGGUGCAGCAUCGUGGUCGACCCCGGCAACAGCCGCAGCACACUCGGACAACAGAGCAAAAGACUGAAGGAGGAGGUGAGGACAGUGGAGAAGGAGAUGGAGCUGAGGUGUGACGAGUUCCAUCACGACGAUUUCUACUUCCCCUCAGUCGACCUGCUGACUGCACAGGAUCUUCUCUCAUUUGAGUUGUUGGAUAUAAAUAUAGUUCAAGAGUUGGAGAAAGUUCCUAAUAACACUCCUGUUGAUCUGACGCCCUGUAUAUCACCUCUGCCCCACGAUCCACCACUUCUGGAGAAGGCCAUAACUUCACAAAUAAAAGAAGACACAGAGGUCACAGGGGUCCGAAAACUUUUUGGAGUGAAGCUGAGGCAGCAGAGGGAGAUGUCAGAGACCGUGACCCAGGAGGACGAGAAGGAGGAGGAGAUCAGCGGAGCCCAGUUCCUGUGUGAGACCGUCAUCCGCUCCCUCACCUUGGAGGAAGCCCCCGACCACAGACCCCUGCGCCGGCUUCAUCAGAGCAGCCACAAGCCACAGAUUGUUUCCCGCGGCACAAGCUUUUGCUUUGAGAGAGCAGCGGAGGCCGAGAAGAUGGAGAAGGCACAAGAAGGAAACACGGAGCUCUGUGCUCUGAGACUUGAGAGUUCAGCUCCGCCUCCGGACACAGGCCUCAACCAGAUCAGCCAAGAAGAAGAGACGAGGCCAGUUCUUCUCCUGGAACCAGUGACUGAAAACGUGCACAUCAGUUCACUUCGUGAUACGGAGGAUGAAGAAGUUGUGGUUUUGGAUGAGAUGCAAGUCAUGAAGGUUACUCAAGAGGAGAAAGACGAGGGUGCAGCCAAAGGAGAAGACUGGGAUGAGGUCAGCAGCCAGACCUCCUCAGUCUCCUCCUGCGACGAUUACAUCAUCGUCCUCCCCGACUGCUUUGACACCACCCGUCCUCUGGGGGAGUCCAUGUACAGUUCUGCCAUGUCCCAACCUGACAUCGCUGCUGCUGCCGCCGCCGAGACCUCAGAGGCUCCAGACGUUCAGCAGCCGAAAGACGACGACUCUGACUGCGAGCCGGGCAGGACGGCGCCGCCGAGCACAAAGCAGGAGAGGUCGGAGGUGGUCGCCGCUGAGGAUUUGUCGGUGAAUGUCUGGCUCCCACCCGUCCCUCUGAUCCACAGCAGCGUAAACCAGAUGCUCUGUGCUUCUCAGACUCUGGACGCUGUGACACUCACCCCUGAAGUGGUGCCACCGCCGCCGAUUCUGGUCGACUCCCUGCUGUCCCCGCCGGCUCUCUACUCACCCAGGUCCGAGGCACUGUACCUGGCCGAGGACCCCAGUCCUCCGGCCUGUGACCCGUACGAGCCGCGCCAGCCAAGGGUCCAUUUAAACGUGUCGUCCGGUCUGUCCCGAUCAGCAGGCUCAGCCUCCAGUGCCUUCGAGACCUACAACCCCAGACCCAGCAACGCACUGCAGCCAAGGGGCCAAGGAGGCAUCACUGAGGGACUUGUCAAGGGGGCCCUGUCUGUGGCAGCGUCCGCUUAUAAGGCUCUCUUCACUGGACCAAACUGCCCAAUACAGCGAGGCAUCGACCCGGCCACCAGGCAGGACCCCUCCAUGAUGGCCAUGCUGCUGGAGAUGGGCUUCAGAGACCAUCGGCUCAACCAGCGGCUGCUGAGGAAGCACGGCUACAGCCUGCUGCACACCGUCAACGAGUUGGUGCAGAUGGCCGAGGAGCGGCAGAACGAAGCCGUCGAGGCUCGGCACUGAGGGGGGAGGGGCGGGGAGGAGGAGAGAAUGUAUUUGAAGAUAUUUAGAUUAUGACCUGUGUGUGGUUUUUCCAAUGUCCUUUGACUUAUUUAAAGACGACACAAAGAAAAGCUAUUUAUGAUUCAGCGACAAAGGGUGGAGAGUUUAUUUGGACCAAUAGGACAAUAAAAAUAAAAUAGCAUUUAUUCCUCGUACACCAUUGAUUAGAAUGAAACACUCAUGAACGGCUUCUCCUGCCUUUUGCCUUUAAGUUAGCUUCAACAUUUGGAUGAAAUGAAACUAUAUAUAAAAACACUCGUAGAUUAUUACGGAUAGUUCUCGACCUCUGCCAUGUCUUGUUUACCGCCGCACAACUUUAUUGUGUCGGUUUAAGAAAAGGACGUAGGAGCUUCGACGGGAGGGAUUAAGUGUGUAACUCUGCUCUUCAUCUUCGUGUUGCUGUUGUAGCUGCUUCCUCUACGCUGGAAAAUAAUCGUGUCUCGUCAGGGCUCGGCUAGAUUCUCCUCACAAGCGGAGCGUGAAUAUCGUUGAAUGUCGUUUAAAAAAAAAAAAAAUUUCAAUUAAAAAAAGGUAGAAAUGUUGUGAAGAGCCAGCUCUCGUUUAAGGCGACGUUACUGAAGCUGCAGCGGCCGGAACAACAAGCGUAAUAUUUCCGACUUUUCUCGAUUUAUCGUAGUGAAACCUGCCUAAUCAAUGCAAUCUUUUUCUUACUGUUAUUUUAGACGUUGACAUGUGGAAUGUAACCGUCCGGACGGGUCACCGUUCAGACUCCCCGGUGUUUUUCUACUUGCUUCUUAGGAGACGCCUGCAUGACAGGUAGAGGCUUUAGAGACGAGUCGUGUUCUUGUGUCUUAGCACAGUCACAGUGGAGACGUCGUGGUUCCACGCCCUCGCCUGCAUUUCCCCCCGCGCGUCGUCAUGAACCGACUGAACCCUAGCAACCGCCACUUAGCACCAAUCCAAGCGUAGACGCCUCUAACAACACAUUCCAUGAUCUCUUAGUGGAACCAAGUAUAUUCUGUUUCAUUAAAAGGCCUUUUACAAAAUAUACACACGAUGGUUUGAUGUUAUUUGUGGUGAGUGUGUGUGUGUAGAUUUAAUUUAACGUACGUUUCUGAUUGUUUGAGUUGAUUCUCUUUGCUUCUGUUUGUGUGGUUGAGGAUUUUUGAACCAUAUUUUCUUACGUUGAGGAUUUUCCACGAUUUAAAGAAUCAGACUCUUGAGAAUAAUUCUGAAUAUAUCUACUAUGCUCGUCAAAUGAUUCUUCUGCCACUGAGUGUAUUCAUCAAAUACCCUUCAGCUGUCGAUCCACCAAUAAAACUAUUUGCACAUCC
This is a messenger RNA of Paralichthys olivaceus (Japanese flounder), 3434 nucleotides long. The record is from RefSeq and is a predicted model, not a curated record. NCBI's taxonomy places the organism in Eukaryota, Metazoa, Chordata, Actinopteri, Pleuronectiformes, Paralichthyidae.